Pecten maximus is the source of this 3803-nucleotide messenger RNA. Its product is annotated as CUB and sushi domain-containing protein 3-like. The record is from RefSeq and is a predicted model, not a curated record. The transcript has 8 exons. Bases 84 to 1022 code for a protein of 312 amino acids. NCBI's taxonomy places the organism in Eukaryota, Metazoa, Mollusca, Bivalvia, Pectinida, Pectinidae.
UUUUAAUAGCUAUUUUUAUACUUGUAAUAAAGGAAGUAUUAGAAUCUCAAUAUAUUUUAAUUACUCCUAAACAGAUCCAAGUGAUGGAGGGCCCCAACCUAGGAUUUAGGUUUCCCGGAGUUGGUUCAGUCUCCAAUGACGGUUAUUUUGGACCUUAUGGUGGGCUGAUUUACGCCAAGAAUGGUUCGGACCUGUUACUAUGGGCACCAGCUAUUGGGUCCCAGGGACACCUUUUUCAUCUCAGCGAACUGGGACAUUGGGGUACAAACGAAACGUACCAGGCAACCAAUAACGUGGAUAUCCUUAUAACGGUGUGGCGGGAGCAUGUCCUAGAGAAUGUCACGUGUCCCAUCGAUCAGCUGAGCGUCUUUGAAACGGCGACUAAUACGGACACAGUGGUACAUGGUGUUGGGUACAACGGUAACAUAACGUUUGGAUGCAAGUACGGGUACAUGUACCGCGGGGGUAACACAUCCGCUACAUGUGACCGGUACGGGGAGUGGAACUUUCUCAACAAUGACACCAUCAGAUGUGAACUUAUUCUAUGUAACACGUCCGACCUGGUAACGCCGAAUACACAAGUUAGUAUAGUUGGGGAUUAUCGAGUUGAUGACGUCGUGACGUAUGCGUGCGACGCUGGGUACGAGAUCAUUGGUGGAAACCUGUCACGUGUCUGUUUGGCGGAUGGUACUUGGAGUGGGUCGGCACCUUUAUGUCAACCUGUGGUGACAACCCAAAUAGAGCUAACGACAACGGAACUCCCUACAACCACAACAACAGCUUGCCCUCUCGUCGGACUGGAGGUACCUUUUGCGGAGAUGACUGUUUCGGACACAGCUGACACUGUGACGUACAUGUGCCCGCCAAUGUACCCCCAUGUUGACGGGGAUCUGACGCGGACUUGUAACAGGGACGGAACAUGGAGCGGGACAGCGCCUGUCUGUGAAUAUUGUUUAUGGCUGAAGUGCGGGAUGAGUGUUUUGAAGGUGAUGAGACCAACAUGUUUUUUCUUCAUGACAUAGAGAAAUUGUCAAAUAAAACUUCCGAGAUGACAGGCAGUCUCGUAGCUUUUUCCAUAUUACACGGAGGACCAGGACUCCCAGUUCUACAUGACUGCAUGUACGAUCUCAUGAUAUAUGGGAACUGCGAGAGUCUGCCACCGAUAGACCAGUGCAUCUUUGAUGUCGAGCAACGUCGGAAAUUUGAAAUGGUAAUGCAGGCUUCAAAUCAACAGGAUUACACUGCAGCAUUAAACGAUGUGACCGAUUGGGCUGCGGAACAAGGACUUUCGCUUUACAAAUACCGACAGUUGGAGGAAAAAAGAAAAUCUAAAAAAAACGAGAUUUUCUACAGGAGGAAAACCUGAAAUUUUCAUCCCUCCGACCUACAUACAGAGUAAAUUUCAGUGAAGAAGGGUCCAAUGACAGGAGGCUAGCAGGAUCGGCUCUGUAUUGUUUAGAGGCGUUCCUCGCCGACUGUGAAGGUGAAUUCUGUUAAAAUGCCCUGUUAUUUAAACAAUAUGACCGUCCUAGCCUUUGAUGCUCUACUUUUUAUUAUGUUCAAUUGGUCGUAUUUGAAUAAGAUACGAUAAACACGUUUUCAUCUCUCGGUAUUGUUACUUUUCUUUCCGUUCGAAAUCCAAUAUGGCAUCCCUGGCCUCUAAUAAGCUGACGAAUUUUCAAUGUUAUUUCCAGUGACACUGGCCAGGUCCUUUAGAUAAUAACAUGACUAUGUAUUUAUCUGAUAGGAACGAACUGAGAUUUAUUUAUAGAUAAGCCCUCGAAAUAUUUCCAUUAUGUUUUCAAAGGAGGAACCACUGGUGUUAAGCUGCAGGACGUAUUGUGCUUUUAGACAGGUGCAUCUUCAAUACCGCCACUAGGCUUUCAUAAGGAAUUAGAGGUUUCCUUUGAAGCAGAAAAACGAUUACCCUCAGCACACACUUGUGGCCUUGUUCUGAGCAUAUGGAGGGGGUAUUCCGACCCCGAAAUAUUUGCAGAGGACAUGGUGAAAUCUGUUACAUGGGGAGGAGGGUUUCAUCUGGUCUGAACGUGUAGAUUCCAUGACACGAAUCUACAGCCAAACAUUACAAAUAUGUACGUGUUAUUACUCGCAGCUUUCGACUGAGUUAAAUUAUAUUUUUCACGAUACGAAAGUAAAAUCUCAAUUAAUUUUUUACUUUUUUAAAUAAUUCUCUAAAUACAUUUAUUCUUUGAGUAGUCAUGCAAAGAACCUCUGGUGUAAUUUGAAAAUGAUAUCAUGAAGCGAAAAUGUUCAUCGAGAUAUUUACAAUACAUUUUGUGCAUACCGCAUUCAUUAACAAAACAGGAAUCUUUUAUUAUGGUUGUAGAAUUUCUUAUUAAAAAUACUGACAUUCCGUGUAUUUUGACCUAGGCAUAUGGAAGUAAACAUUACUGAAAAUAAGUUAUACAACAAGAUUAUUAUGUAAUUAUGACAACUGAAUCCUGAAUUUACUUGCAUUAUCGCAUGCAAUUUAUAAAGAUACAUUUCGAAAAAGGAAAACAAUUUAUGACGCAUUUACCUGCGUCGUUUAUUUCUUUUGUUUGCUUUUGUAGGUGAAUAUCGGACAACAGUGUUUCAUUAUCAUGGGAUUUUACAAUAAUUCCAGAGAGGAUAAUUUCAUUUUUUAUUUCUUUUUAUUAUGCUUGAAAUGCCAAGCUUUUUUGGAACUUUAUUUUAUUCUUUCCAUUCCUUCUGUCUGUGAUAACAAAAUGUUAAUACAAAGUAUGUAUUUUAAACAAUGAUUUACAAGCAAUGCAAUUCAGUUCUUUUUAACAGUCAUGUCUUUUACGAUUUUCAUUGAUCCAAAUGAUGUUUUUUAAGCUAUUUAUGUUUGUUGCCUUUAUGUAUGUCUUUGAAACCAAAACUAGGCAAUUGUAGCCAUAUGAAUCAAAAAUUUAUUUGUAGAAUAUUUGUUUGCAAAUCAAGGGUAAAACGUGGAUAGCACAAGAAUUUAGCGGGAUAAAUCAUUUGUGUCUCCAUUUAUUUAUAUUAAGUGGUAAUGGGCAUAGGUGGCAGUUUUAUCGAUAUUUAGCGGCCAAAGGUCACAUUAUACUACACCCCUUCUGAGAUGAAUAUGAACCAAACAACAUCACGUUCUUCACCUGAUUGAAUUGUUGUGGUCAUCAGCCAAUGUUAAAGAGUCAGAAGUUACACUUGACCACUUUGCCAGUGCUGACCGUUGUUGUUGUUAUUUUACUGAGCAGUGAUACAAGGAAAGAAUUCUGUACACCGACAAUAACGGCCUUAAAUGUGUUGCACUGACGGCUUUAAAGCUGACAUAGUGUUGAUUAGCUAGUUAACACUUUUUGUAAUAUCCUCUUAAUUUGGCAUAUAACGCAUAUUGUGUCGGAUUUUCUAAUGUUGUUACAUCACAGAUGAUUUGUCUGAAAUGAUUUUUAUAAUCAAGAGGAUUCUGAGGCAGAGUUGUAUGAGCGACAACCCAUGCUUUCAUUACUUGUAUAUUUUGUUAUUUGAUUGACUUUCGCAGAUUAUCAACAACAUCUCUCGAAUUGCUAGUUCUUUCAUCAUACCCUUAUUUCGGACGAAGUUAAAGUUAUAUAUUUUGCAUUUACCAUCAUGCAUAAGUCCACCCUCUACAUGUUUAAUAUUUAACCUUAAUUUAAAAAACGAACAUAAGUUUCUGGAAUAAAUAAUGACCAAUUUUCAAUUUACAAUUAUCAUGUAAGUAUAAACUCGUUAGCCGUGAGUGGAAUGGAUGAUGGAAAUACAAUAUAUUGAUGUAAAGAAAGAAGUCCAAAUAUAAUAAAGUAAAUGAUAAGUUU